AUGACGACGCCAAUGGCCAACAAGGCCGCCGGGAGCCUGGUCUCCAUCACCAAGAAACACACGGUCCAGUCCUCCGGUCUGUGGGAAGCCUUCCGCCGUCUCUUUGCCAUUGACCCCAACCGGUCCAAUGGUGUCCCCCUCAACCCAACCUACCGAAACCCUCCGCCUGGCUCGAACGAUCCCAUCGCCUACGAUGAUCCCGUUACCGUGCCGGCUGGCGACAUCGCCGACAACCCGUACUGGAAACGCGACAACCGCCGCUCCUAUCCUGCUCUCAGCGUCGUGAGCCAGGGUGAUGUCGUCGGCCUGCUGAGUGUUGGCAGCGCCGCUCAACCCAAGGUUGAGCUCAUCGGCGAGGCGGGCCAGAAGCAGCUUGUCGAUGUGAAGGAGCAAGGGCAGACUGGUCUGGCGGCGUACGCGAAGAAGUCGCCGGGCGACAUGGCCAAGGAUAUGUUUGUUGGCGGACUGCCACCCACACCGAGCGGCACGAGCUUGAACGGGACGCAGUGGGGAGUGUACAAAUACGAGCUUACAGAGAGGUCGUAUCCCGAUGGUUACCCCUGCCGCAUCUUCAAGUAA
This is a messenger RNA of Emericellopsis atlantica, 579 nucleotides long. RefSeq lists its product as uncharacterized. NCBI's taxonomy places the organism in Eukaryota, Fungi, Ascomycota, Sordariomycetes, Hypocreales, Bionectriaceae. The record is from RefSeq and is a predicted model, not a curated record. The transcript is spliced from 3 exons. The coding region runs from base 1 to 579 and encodes 192 amino acids.